Molecule: messenger RNA, 5897 nt
Organism: Topomyia yanbarensis
Lineage: Eukaryota; Metazoa; Arthropoda; Insecta; Diptera; Culicidae
Exons: 2
Coding region: 1-5358 (1785 amino acids)
Biological process (GO): DNA integration
Molecular function (GO): nucleic acid binding
Source: RefSeq, a predicted model, not a curated record
AUGGCUGACAACCAGCGAAUCAAUCAGCUGACUGCAAGGAGAGCUACGAUGAUUGGCGCUCUGGGUCGGGCUGGGGCAUUUCUGGUGGACUACAACGCUCAGCGGGACGAACCUCAGGUACUAUUGAGGCUUGAGCAUUUAAACAGCAUUUGGGCUGCUCUGGAGGAAAUUCAAACCGAGCUGGAAACUGAAGCGACAGAUCAAGAAGGUAGGGCACAACAUGAUGCAGUCCGUGCUGAUUUCGAACCCCGGCUUUUUACAAUAAAGGCUUCAUUAAUUACUAAACUGCCUGCACUUCCUGGUAACGCUAGUAACCCCCGACCCCCGCAUGCUACUUCCGCUCUCUCUGGCAUUAAACUGCCUACUAUUUCGCUUCCUGAGUUCGAUGGCGACUAUAUGCAAUGGCUGACCUUUCAUGAUACGUUCUUGGCUUUAAUCCACAACAACGCUGAUGUUCCACCUAUUCAGAAGUUCCAUUACUUGAGAGCAGCCGUCAAGGGGGAGGCUGCUCAAUUGAUCGAAUCCAUCGCAAUUUGCUCCGCUAAUUAUAUUCUUGCUUGGGAAGCUCUCGUGGGACGGUAUUCCAACGAAUAUCUACUGAAGAAGCGACACCUUCAGGCACUCUUCGACAUUCCACGCAUGAAGAAGGAGACUGCAGCAACGCUUCACGGAUUGGUAGAUGAGUUCGAGAGACACACGAAGAUUCUUCACCAGUUGGGAGAACCGACGGAUGCCUGGAGCACCAUCCUUGAGCAUUUAUUGUGCACGCGACUACACGAUGACUCUCUGAAGGCCUGGGAGGACCACGCAUCCACAACGCAGCACCCGAAUUUUGCUUGCUUGAUCGAUUUUCUCCAGCGUAGAACCCGCGUGUUGGAAUCGAUCUCCGUUAAUCACCAUCAAUCUACAAGUGCGACUAAUGACGGUGCGUCCACCAGUCAGUUCCGGAGGCAUUCCCAGUUUCGUUUGUCGUCCUGCGCAUCCACCGCUAGCCCGUCGUUCAAGUGCCCCACGUGCAGCCAAUCGCAUUCUCUGGCAAGGUGUGGCAAGUUUAAUAGUAUGUCUGUGAAUGAUCGGCAGCAAUUUGUAAAUCUGAAGCGAUUGUGCCACAAUUGCCUGAGAGGAGAUCACAUGGUACGUCAAUGCCCCUGUGAUAUGAAUUGCAGAAAAUGUAACCAGCGCCACCAUACUCUUCUGCAUACGGGCCAAACCGCCGGCCCAAAGAAGUUCAGCAACGACGCGACUUCUCGUUCAAUUAAUUCCAUCGAGCCUGCUGUCAAGGCUACUUCGUCGUCUACUAACGUAAUCUCCGAGCAAACCAUUGUUGCUGCUGCUGAAGAUGUUUCGAUUGUUAGUGCUUCCCUUCAGCAACCUCGUGAAAACGUUUUCUUAUUGACCGUCAUCGUCAACGUCGUCGAUGCUUAUGGGCAGCAUCACCCUGCACGCGCUUUACUGGACAGCGCAUCGCAGCCAAAUCUGAUCACCAACCGCAUGGCUCGUAUUCUCCGCUUAAAGAAGCAUCCCGUCAACGUUACUGUCCAAGGGGCCGGACAAGUAUCGAAAGUCAUUAGCGAAUCUGUCUACGCCCAAGUCAGCUCAAGGAAGGAACCUUUCUCUUGUGGUGUUAGCUUCCUCGUAAUGGAUAAAGUGACGGCCAAUCUUCCAUCGCAUAAUGUCUCCAUAGCCGAAUGGAGAAUCCCAAAGGAUCUCUUUCUCGCGGAUCCAACAUUCCACAAGAGCCAGCCGAUCGAUAUGGUGCUCGGAGCUAAGCAUUUUUACUCCUUCUUCCCGAAUGCCGCACGCAUACAAUUGCAUGGCAAUCUCCCACUCCUAGUUGACAGCGUUUUUGGGUGGAUCGUUGCGGGUUCGGCUGAUUCAAUUCUUCCAACACAGAGAGUAUCUUCCAGUCCCAGCAGUAUCGUAACUGUAUCGAUGGUUUCCUUGGAAGAAAGUCUGGAGCGUUUUUGGAAAAUGGAAGAACUGACAACCAAGGACAACUACUCCAUCGAAGAGAGGCGUUGUGAAACCCUCUACCAAGCGACGGUCGCCAGAAACCCCGAUGGACGAUACAUGGUUCGCCUUCCUCGAAAACCUGACUUUGACGAUAUGCUGGGCGAGUCUAAGGCAAGCGCAUUGCGACGAUUCGAAUAUUUGGAGCGACGCUUGGAACGAAACUCCGACCUAAAACUAGAGUACCACCGUUUCAUGCAAGAAUACCUCGACCUUGGCCAUAUGCAGCUGACCAAAACAACUGGCGCCGAAAGCUCCAAAUCUUUUUACUUACCGCACCAUCCUGUCAUCAAAGAAGCGAGUUCCACGACGAAAGUUCGUGUUGUGUUCGAUGGUUCGGCAAAAACAUCUACCGGUUUCUCCCUCAACGAUGCCCUCUGUGUUGGUCCAGUAGUUCAAGACGAGCUACUUACCACAAUGCUACGGUUUCGCACGUACCCAAUUGCUUUAGUCGGUGACAUAGCGAAAAUGUAUCGACAAGUCCUCAUGCACCCAGAUGAUGUUCCACUGCAGCGAAUUUUCUGGCGAUUUUCCCCCGACCAACCAGUGCAAGCCUUCGACUUACUUACCGUUACUUACGGGUUAGCUCCGUCAUCAUUUUUGGCAACUCGUACACUGCUACAGCUAGCUGACGAUGAAGGUCAGUCCUAUCCCCUCGGCAGCAGGGCUCUCCGGAAAGGCUUUUACGUCGACGAUUUCAUCAGUGGGGAGCAAUCGAUCGAAAAAGCCAUCCGCCUACGCAAAGAAAUCAGCGAAUUACUUGAGAAGGGAGGAUUUGUUCUUCGCAAGUGGACUUCCAAUCGACUCGAAGUCCUACACGGAUUAAACGCCGACCAAAUCGGCACUCAAUCCCCUCUGGAGUUCACCCCCCACGAAACGGUGAAAGCUCUGGGAAUAAUUUGGGAACCAGAAGGAGAUUUUCUUCGAUUCGAUUCGCAAGUGCAACAUGACGGCAAACCGCCCACCAAACGAUCAAUUUUAUCGUCUAUUGCCAAGCUAUUUGACCCCAUCGGCCUGAUUGCGCCCGUUGUUGUGCGGGCCAAAAUCAUUAUGCAGCAGUUGUGGCUACUACCAAUUGAGUGGGAUGAUCCAGUUCCCAAAAAUAUUCGUGUCAACUGGGAAAAGUAUCACAACGAAUUGCCGAAAAUUACCGCGCACAGAGUAAGUCGCUACGCAUUUCUACCCUGUUCCACCAUGCAAUUGCAUACCUUCGCCGACGCGUCCGAACUAGCCUACGGCGCGUGCACCUACGCCCGUUGCCAAGACGAACAAGGAAACAUAAAAAUCGAACUUCUUGCCGCCAAGUCCCGUGUUGCUCCGCUAAAACGACUGACUAUCGCACGUCUGGAACUCUGCGCUGCAGUUUUGGCCGCUCAUCUCCACGAUCGAGUCAAACGAGCUCUCGAUAUUGACGUUUCUGCUUCCAUUUUCUGGUCGGAUUCUGCUAUCGUUCUCCAAUGGCUCCAAUCAUCUCCAAUCACAUGGCAAACCUUUGUGGGAAAUAGAGUUUCGGAAGUGCAGCACUUCACUCGUGGCUGUCAGUGGAAGCACGUUGCUGGUAUCGAGAAUCCCGCCGAUUUGGUGUCCCGGGGUAUGUCGGUCGACGAGUUCCUGGCUAGCACGUUAUGGAAGGAAGGACCGCAUUGGCUUCUUCUGCCGGAUCGAGAAUGGACCAGCUCUAACCCGCCAAGUGUGGCCGAGGAAAUGCUAGAAGUUCGACACAUCGUAGCUACCGUACAGUCAGUUCCAUCAGUCAAUGCAUUGUUUCUCCGUUGGUCGUCAUACACCCGCCUACUACACGUUACAGGCUACUGCCUUCGCUUUCUGUUGAACGCCCACGCCAAGGCCAGAACUCAGCCUCCCCCCAACGCAGAACCUGUUGCGAAAUCACUGUCUGUGGAAAUACUUACCAAAGCCAAACUUACCCUGAUUCGCCUUGCUCAACAAGAUGCAUUUAGUCCUGAAAUAAAAGAGUUGGAAAGGGGGAAACCUAUAUCAAAACGCUCACAUGUACGCCAAAUGAGUCCGUUUCUAGACCAGGAGAAAGUGAUGAGGGUCGGAGGCCGUCUUAAACUAGCACAGUUACCCUACCAAAUGAAACAUCCCGCCCUACUACCCAGCUUUCAUCCCCUAUCACGUUUAAUUGCCAUGAACUAUCAUGAAAAAAUGCUUCACGCCGGUGGGCGACUGCUAUUAUCAGCCAUGCGCGAAGAGUUUUGGCCACUGCACGGUCGUCGCCUAGCACGUAGCACUGUGCGUAAAUGUUUCCGCUGCGCUCGCCUUAAUCCAGUGCCUGCUCAUCAACACAUCGGGCAGCUACCCGUUCACCGAAUUAUUCCCAGCCGUCCAUUCAGUAUCGUUGGAGUCGAUUACGCUGGCCCGCUGUACCUUAAGCCGAUCCACAAACGCGCAGCAUCUGCAAAGGCGUACAUCUGUUUGUUCGUCUGUUUCGCCACCAAAGCGGUCCACAUUGAGCUCGUCAGCGAUCUGUCCACUCAGGCUUUCCUAUGUGCGCUUCGUCGUUUUAUCGCCAGACGUGGUCGCCCAGCACACAUCCACUCAGACAAUGGCAAAAACUUUGAAGGAGCUAAAAAUGAAUUACCGGAAUUAUUUGCCAUGCUUCAAAACUCGGAAGUAAACGAACAGAUCGCAUCUACCUGUGCUGACGAAGGAAUCACUUGGCACUUAGUUCCGCCAAAAGCGCCCCAUUUCGGCGGGCUAUGGGAAGCUGCCGUUAAAGUAGCUAAAAAGCAUCUCCACCGCCAGCUCGGUCCGUCUCGACUGUCAUUUGAGGAUGUCAGCACUGUGCUCACUCAGAUCGAAGCACUGAUGAACUCCCGGCCGCUGCUUCCUAUGUCGGACGAUCCCGAUGAAUUAGCUGCACUAACACCUGCGCAUUUUCUGAUCGGAACCAGUAUGCUAGCCUUGCCCGACCCAGACCAUCGGAACAUCCCUGUCAACCGACUGGAUCACUACCAGAAGCUGCAACUGCACGUCCAAAAAUUUUGGUGUCAUUGGCGCACCGAAUACCUCCAGGAGCUUCAGAAAGACACCGUGAUGUACCAACGAAACGAUAGUUUGCUUCCCGGUCGAAUGGUUAUUGUCGUCGAUGAAAUGCAGCAGCCAAUACGUUGGCCGCUCGCCCGAAUCCUGACCACUUCACCCGGCCCGGAUGGAAUGACACGUGUUGUAACGCUGCGUACUGCUCGGGGAAUUAUCACCCGCCCAAUCACCAAAAUUUGCCUGCUGUCUGAUCCUGCUACUACUGCCAACGACGAAGAAGAUGAUCCGCUGGCCACCAACCAACAUCCGGCCCAACGAUCCGAGGUUCCUGAAAAUGAAAAUUGAAAAAAAAGAAAUUGAAUUUUGUAUACUCACCUAGUUGAUAAGUUGAAAUUUUUUCUUGUGAAUUUUGUUUAUUUUGAAAUGACAUUUCAAGGGGGUGGCAAUGUUUAGAUUAACCGUACAAAUUUAGCGAUGUUACUAAAGGGAGCUGAUAACGGUGUAGGUUUUACUUUGUAACCCCACUCGUAUACGUUAGCCGUGUAGCAUUGGCAUUUUGCUUCCUAUGCAUUUCGUCACCUAUACAUAGAUAGUAACAGCUGUAAUAGGGAAAAAUAAAUUCAGUUGAUUCCGACCGUCGAACUGUGAACACUACCUGCAAAAUAAAAGAAAAGUGGUUAAUAAAAUUAGUACUUACCGUGUAGUUUUUCGUGGUUCCUGCCCUUCUUCAAAGUGCUGCUUGCUGUUCCAUCUGCUGCGGUGUUCAGCUGCUGCUUGCUGCGUUGCUGUCCAAAUCGGAAUUUACCACACUACUGCUGAACAAAAUUGGGUUUGGAUGUUGUUUUCUGCUACAGGACCAUGUAGCAGCUACCUUUGGUGCCGGA